Molecule: messenger RNA, 5292 nt
Organism: Danaus chrysippus (African queen)
Lineage: Eukaryota; Metazoa; Arthropoda; Insecta; Lepidoptera; Nymphalidae
Source: the annotation of a GenBank genome assembly
AUGAAGCUAUUGGUCCUAGCGGCCAUUGUUGUGGUCGUUUCAUCCGGUCAACUUAGUGACGUCGUCGUGAAGUCGUCAUGGCCCUGGCAAGUCGGAAAAUUAUAUCACUACGAUGUGGAAACACAUACCCUGGCGCGUUACUUAGACAGUUACAGUUCGGGCAACGCUUUCAGAGCCAAGUUUACAGUGCGAGUUAAGUCAGAAGGCUACCUACAGGCAAGAUUGGAGAAACCGGAAUAUGCCCAAGUCUACCAAAAGCUGGAACGGCACGAUCCCAUGCCGGAAGAUCUUAAAUACGUGCCAGUACCAAACUUGGACAAACCUUUUGAGAUUUAUGUAGAAGGUGGAAGAAUACUUUCAGUGAAAUUGCCAUUUUCUGUAACACUGAUGCAAGAAAACUUGAUGAAGGGUCUAAUCGGUUCGCUUCAAGUAGAUCUCACCACCCAUCGUAAUGUUAAAAGCUCACAUGACACGUACGAUAGUGAAGUACAACAGGGAUUGUUCCGCAAGAUGGAAAUCGAUGUGACGGGCGAUUGUGAGACUCUUUACACAGUAUCUCCUGCCGCGUCUGAAUGGAGACGGGAACUACCCAGUUUUGCUUCAGACGAGGAACCAAUUGAAAUUACGAAGAGCAAGAACUACGGUCACUGUCAUCAUCGUGUAGAUUAUCACUUCGGUGUACCAGAAGGAGCAGAAUGGUCUGGCACCGCACAUAAAUCUGGAAAGGAACAAUUCAUAAAUCGUGCUACGGUCUCAAGAAUGCUGGUUGGGAAGAAUGGUCACAUAUACAAAGCUGAAACAACCAGUACGGUCACUGCUCAUCCCCAUUUAUAUGGCGAAGAAAAGGCACAAGUACACGGCAAAGUACGUUUUAAUUUAAUGUCAUAUGGAGAUGAUAAUGAACCGGCCUGGGUGUAUCAAGAAAGUCCACGUGAAGUCACCAACUUGUUAUAUGCUUUGACUGCUAAACCAAUUGAUAUCAAUGAUAGCUCAUCGUCUGAAAUGUCGAUAAAAAUUGAGAAACAUCCGAGACAACGUCGCUCCAGUAAAAUGAAAUCUUUCGUCUCUAUAAAUAAGAAGGUUGUUACUGAAACACAUGGUUCUUCUAGCUCCAGUGAAUCAGACUCAGCCUAUGUAAACGAUGACAUUCCCAAUAUCAACGAACCCGCCUAUGCUUCUCUCUAUAUGAACCCAGAUCCUCAUGGUGAUAAGAAACAGAAUCCGAUGAAUGCCCAGAAGCUUUUACAAGAAAUUGCACAACAAUUACAAAACCCUAACAAUAUGCCGAAAGCGGAUACUCUUUUCAAAUUUAAUAUUCUAGUUCGUGUGAUCGCCAGUAUGAAUUAUGGACAGCUCAGUCUGACAAGCCGUAGUAUUGAAAUUGCUAAGUUGGCUAAUGAUGUCGUCAAGUCUAAUAUGUGGAUGAUCUACAGAGACGCUGUCGCCCAAGCCGGUACUCUGCCCGCAUUCCAACAGAUAAAGGCUUGGAUUGAAAGCAAAAAAUUAGAAGGAGAAGAGGCGGCGGAAGUUAUUUCCGUGCUCGCAGUAUCUCUAAGGUAUCCCACAAAGGUGGUUAUGAAACAAUUCUUCGAUCUCGCCAUGAACCCCGAGGUUACUAAACAGAUGUUCCUUAAUGACACUGCACUAAUCGCUGCCGCUAAAUUAAUAAACAUGGGACAAGUAAACAAUGAAACCGUGCAUCGUUACUAUCCGACACAUAUGUACGGCCGUCAAUCACCUAAGGAAGAUGCCUUCGUUGUCAAUGAGAUUCUUCCCCGUCUGAAUCAAGAACUUCAACUGGCUAUUGAAAAUGGGGAUAGUCGAAAAUCACAAGUAUAUAUCAAGGCCAUCGGCGAACUUGGUCACCCAGCUAUCCUGGAUAUAUUUAAACCGUAUCUUGAAGGCAAAAUUCCGGCUUCAACUUACCUUAGAACCAGAAUGGUAGAACACCUCUAUGUUCUGGCCAGAGGCAGGGAUGGUUAUGUACGUGCUGUGUUAUUUAGUAUUUUGAAAAAUACUGCUGAACCCUAUGAAGUCAGAGCAGCAGCCAUCGAUAAAAUCUUUAUGACACGACCAAGUACAGCGAUGAUGAUGGUAAUGGCACAAAUGACUAAAGACGAUCCUAGUAUCCAAAUCCGUGCAGCCCUUAAAUCGGCAAUUACAUCUGCAUCAGAACUUAAAAAUCCAAGAUUCCAUGACCUGGCAAGAACAGCAGCUGCUGUUAAGGAUAUGCUCACAAGUGAAGAGUUUGGUUUACAAUACUCAGGUAAAAACUUCCUGGAACACUACGACAGGGAUGAGCAACCAAGUUCUAUGUCAGUACUCUCAAGAAUGGGAAGCAAGGAUAGUCUGCUUCCGAAAUAUUGGAGAUAUGCAUGGAAAGGAAGAGAAGGCGGUUGGGAUCAGGAAACAGUGAUCUCAGGAGCUGCUUCAAGUUGGCAGCAACUGUUUGAUCUCUUCGCCGAUCAGAUGUUUGGACAAAGAAAACCCGAUCAAAAUCCCGAAUACAAUCCUAAAUACUCCGCUGAAAAGAUUGCUGACAUGUUAAACGUUAAACAGGACGACCGGGAAUCAUUAGAGGCCUCAUUUUAUAUUAAUUUACUAAAUCAGAGGAGGUACUUUGCUUUCAAUGAAAAUGAUGUCAAAGAAUUAGGCAUUCAAUUUGGAGAGUACUUAACAAAUCUCAAAGGCGCUGCUAAGCAAUACACUAAAGUUGUUAACAGGAACCAAGUGUCGGUCAUGUUCCCUAUAGCUACAGGAGUACCAUUCAUUUAUAAAUAUAAGGAACCGGUUCUCCUACAUGUUCGUGCUGCAACUAAAGGAAACGUCGAUUUUAAGGAUAGAGAGGAAUAUAAGUCUGCUGCUUCUGUCAAUAGCGACUUGAGGAUAAUAUACGCUGAAAAUUAUGAUGGCAAUGUUGGUUUUCUAGACACUCUUGGUAAUCAACUUGCAAGCGUUGGAUUAGUGAGAAAAAGUCAACUUAAUAUUCCAAUUAAAAUAGAACUUGAAAUGAAAUCAGGAGAGGUGAAGUUCCAUUUAAGUCCGUUGGAACCCGAACAAGAUAAUACUAUAGCUCAUUAUAGUGUUUGGCCAUAUUCCGCAAACCAGAAAAAGGACACUUUAACACCUAUAUCUCAGGAUCCGACGUCAAAAGUUAUUAUGAGACCAGAGAAAGUAGCUCAGAUUGAUAGCAAGUUUGGACAAAGCUUUGGAUCCAUAUUCCAACUUCAGGGAUACUCUUAUUCUGAAGAUUACAGAUAUAUACGAGACACGCUGAAGUCCUACAAUUACUUAUCUAGUAUUAGCAGGAUGUUCAAGCAAAAGGAUAUAGCUCAAACUCACUUUAACCUGAGGUACUUGGGAAAGCAAUCUAAGAACAAAGGAGUCACAAUCACAGUAGCUUACGACACAUUAUAUAAUCAAAAAGAAGACGGCGUUAUGCCAAUUACGGCAACUGAAGUGAAAGACUCGACACCCAACAGCCCGUCACGACGAGAGGAGUUGAUUAAACGUGUUAUAGCAGGAAUAAAAUCAUCAAGAGCACACGUCGUUGAUUUGAGCGCCAAAUUCGAGACAGAACAGAAGUUGGAGUAUACUGCGACCCUUGCAAUCGGCGAUAGUGUCGUCGAUCAAAAGAUUCAGUUUGCUUUACAUGCUGGAAGAAACUCUGACCAAUACGGACCAAAUCAGUUAAAUGCCGUAGGUAGAGUUACGAAACCACUGUCAGAUUCUCCUAUUAAUUUCCAAAAAGCACUAGAAAAAGAACUGAAAAUGGACUUUGAAGCCGAUGUUCUUUACAAUCAGAAAGAAAAUAUCCACAUCCUUGGCUCUGCCGAAAGAACAAAGAAGUAUAUAGAAGAACUUCAGAAAGAACCACAAGUAAAGAGAUGUCUUGAAAACUAUGCCAGAGGUAAUUAUUACCAACACGACUGUCAUGAGGCGCUUGUUAUGGCCCACGCCCCGGACAACUUUAAAUUCAGUGUAAGUUACAAAGACGUCAGCCCUGUGAUUAAAAAUGCGGCAGCUUACGCUUACAGAAUUUUAGAUGGGCUUAAUUUAUGGAGAUCUGAUAUUAAUAUGGCUAAGACAUUACCUGCUGGAAAACUUGAACUGAACGUUGAUGCUUCAUACUGGAGGAGAUAUUUAAAUCUCAUCGUAAAUUCUCGUUUUGGGGAAUUGCGGGUAAACAAUGUACCUAUACCUGAAGUUACUUCAAGAGCUGUGUCUAUGUACUGGCCGAUCAAUGCCUAUGAGCGAAUUCUAAACUACUACAGCUGGCAUCAGUACCAACCAUACUGCAGUGUAGACAGUAACAGGGUAAGAACCUUCAGUGACCGAGAAUAUGAUUACACGCUGUCACCUUCCUGGCACGUAGUGAUGCACGAUGAUAGGCCCGGCAGAAACGAGGACCUAGUCGUGCUCUCCAGGAGACCUCAAGAAAAGAAAUUACAAAUAUACAUAUCUUACAGAUCUCACACUGGCAAAUACAUAGAGAUGGAAGUCCAACCAGCUCCGGACGCACAACAGAAACACUCUGUUCAAGUCAAGACAAAUGCCAAGAAGGUAUCUGAAGGAGAACUUACAACAUAUUGGGAUGACGUCAACGAAAGUCCGCUACUGGAAUACUACAGCACCGGUGACAAUGUGUUAAUGAUCCAAUUGCGUGAUAACCGUCUCAGAAUCGUAUAUGACGGAGAGAGGAGCGUAGUUCUUUCGAGAGACAACCGCAAGAACAUCAGAGGAAUAUGUGGAAGAAUGAGCGGUGAUCCCCGCGAUGACUACCUGACGCCCAGUGGCCUCGUUGAUAAACCAGAAUACUAUGGAGCUUCCUACGCUCUCAUCGAAGACGAGAAUGAUCCCAGGACACAGGAACUGCAAUCGGAAGCUAAAAGAAACGCGUACGAGCCACGAAAACAAUACACUACAAUCUUGCAAUCUGACAACAAAUGGCAAAGUGCUAUGCUUUCUUCGUCAGAAGAUGAUUGGGAGUCUAACAUCGUAUACAGGGCAAGGAACUACGGAAAGAGUAAGGGAAAAUGUAAAGUAGUCCCUCAAGUGCAGUAUUAUGAGAACCAAUCACAGAUCUGUAUAACCACGAGCUCCUUACCGUCCUGCCAGUCCACAUGUACCGGAGGCAGCUACAAGAUCCAGUCUACAAAAGUUGUUUGCCGCUCCAAGCUGGACCCUCAGUUCCAAUCUUACAGAGACGAAAUCAAACUCGGCAAGAGUCCCAAAGUCAGCGGAGAACCUCGAACUGUAGACUACAGAGUCCCUAGUUCUUGCAAACCAUAA